CAUGUGGAGCCAACUGUUGGGACAGAAAAGCUUCUCGUUGAGUCCGAAGUUGGGCAGGCUGCUUAUAAACAUGAACUCCGUGUCUUUCACUUUGGCGCUCGGGUUGUUCUGGUGUGCGCUGGCCACAGACUUUCACCAGGGAGUAAACUUGUCAGACUUGAGGAGGCUGCAGAGGGAGUUUGGCAGUGAUGAGGAGCGACAUAGUUUAGAGAAGUCGGAGAUUUCGAAACGCAGCGCAGGACUGAAUGAACAGACAUGUACAGCUCUGCCUGCAGCAGAGUCAGCUCUGCGAAACAACACCCAUUCUUUCACCUUCAAAGUGAGGACCAUGGGUUCACUGUCACUGGCCUGGGUGGGAGAUGGAUCGGGGGUGCUCCUGGUAUUGACGACAUUUCAGGUGCCGCUGUUCAUGAUGCGUUUUGGCCAGUCGAACCUCUACAGGAGUGAAGACUAUGGGAAGACGUUCAAAGAUGUGACGCACCUGAUCAACCACACCUUCAUUCAGAGCGAGUUUGGCAUCGCAAUCAGUCCCGAUCACUCGGGCAAGGUGAUGCUCACUGGUGACGUGUCAGAAAUCGGAGGGUUUAAACUGUUCCGCUCGCAGGACUUUGGCAUGACCUUUGUUCCAACCGACCUGCCGUUUGAGCCCCUCAUUCAGAUGCUGUACAACCCUGGAGACUGCAACACACUGCUGACGCUCAGUAUCACGUUGGACCUGUGGCUGUCUGAGGACUUUGGUGCCACCUGGAGGAAAAUCCAUGACAGUGUUUGUUUGGUCAGAUGGGGUCCAAAAAACAGCAUCUACUUCACAACAAACUACAAUGGAUCGUGCAGUGACAAAGGAAUGUUGGAGUUGAAGAAGACAGCAGACUAUGGUCGAAGUUUCAAGACCAUUGCAACAAGAAUUUACUCCUUUGUACUGGGAGGGCGCUUUGUUUUUGCCUCCAUCAUGACUGGCAUGGGUACAGAGCGUAUGAUCCACGUGUCAGUGGACGGUGGUGAGGUGUGGAACAUGGCUCAGCUUCCUACUGUCAACCACGAGCAGUUCUACUCCAUCCUGGCAGCCAAUCAGGACAUGAUAUUCAUGCACGUGGACGACCCUGGAGACUCUGGUGUUGGAACCAUCUAUGUGUCAGAUGACAGAGGAGCCGUGUUCUCCAAGUCUCUGGAGCGCCACCUUUACACGACCACAGGAAGUGACACUGACUUCACUGCCAUUACUUCACUCAGGGGCGUCUACAUGACCAGCGUACUCACAGAGGAUGGUGUUGUGGAGACGGUGAUCACCUUUGACCAAGGAGCAAAAUGGCAGACGUUGCGCAGACCGCAGAACAGCCAGUGUGACACUGAGACCUCCACCAACAGGCCUAACAGAUGCAGACUUCACAUCCACGCCUCCUACAGCACCACCAUGAAGAUGAACGUCCCCAUGCUGCCUCUGUCACAGCCCAGUGCUGUGGGCCUCAUUCUGGCCCACGGGAGCGUUGGAGACGCAGAGUCAGCUCUCUCCCCUGAUGUGUACGUGUCUGAUGACGGGGGCUACUCGUGGAUGUUGGCUCUCAGGGGCCCGCACCAUUACGCUAUACUGGACUCUGGAGGGCUGCUGGUGGCUGUGGAGCACACCAACUCACCUGUCAACCAGAUCAAGUUUUCAACAGAUGAGGGGCAGUGCUGGCAUUCAUAUAACUUCACCAACGACCCACUUCACUUCAGCGGUAUGGACAGUGAGCCGGGCUCUCGCUCCAUGAACGUCAGCCUAUGGGGCUACAGGAACGAUUUCAGUAAAUGGGUGGUGAUUACCAUUGACUUCAAGAAGCUCCUCACCAGAGACUGUAGUGAAGGGGACUAUGUGCAGUGGCUGGCUCACUCUGCAGACCCCAGUGGAGCUAGUGAUGGCUGUGUUCUGGGCUAUAAAGAGACCUUCUUACGCCUGAGGAAAGACUCUGUCUGCUGGAACGGAAGGGACUAUGCAAUUACUAAGAGGCUGUCCCCCUGUCCGUGCACAGUGGACGACUAUCACUGUGACUUUGGAUAUUAUCGUCCAGAGAACAGCUCAGAGUGUGUGGAGCAGGAGGAGUUGAAGGGUCGUCCUCUGGAGUUCUGUUUAAAUGGCACCACCGAACAGCUACAGACCAGCGGCUACCGGAAGAUUCCAGGAGACCAGUGUGAAGGAGGAUUCCAGCCAGACAGGAAGGAGACAGACCUGAGGAGGAUGUGCACCAGCAAUGCUCUUUAUCCAAAUUCUCUGACUGAAAACAGUUCACCCAACACUGCUGUCAUAGUGAUGGUUGUCAUAGCGAUGCUUCUGACGAGUGCUGUUGCAGGCGUUUGGCUGGUUAAGAAAUAUGUAUGCGGAGGACGGUUCCUCGUGCACCGAUACUCUGUAAUGAGGGAACAUGUUGAGGCUGAUAAAAUAGAAGGAGUCGAUGAUGUUGAUGCUCACUACAUGGAGACAGGAAAAGCACAGUACAAUGAAGACUCAGAUCAGGACCUCUUAGAAUAACGUGGACAUUUCUCCCACUCCAGGACUAAAUUUAACGCAGUCUUUCAUGACGCCUGGGCACUCCUGUUGCUCCCACAUGCUGAUUAACAUCUGCUUCUCACUUCUUGCUAUCCCCUGGUGGCUGGAGGACUCAGCAGCACCUCACAUUGCUUCCUCGCACCAGUUGAGUCUCCCUACAAAAAAAGGCCAACCAUUGGUUUUGGGGAGGGGGACAAACCCAGCGCAGAACAGAAGAGAGCCUCUGGGGUCCCUGGAGAGCUUUUGUUGUUUCUGUCACAAAGAGUUCUGUAAAGACCAUCGAGUCUGAAUACGCACUCUGUUUGUGCUCUGUAUGUUUCCUUUCAUGCUGACCUGAGAAAAGAUGGCUUUUCAUAUCGGGAUGCACUGCAGGAGCACAAUACAGAAUAGAUAGAGAAGCUUACAGAAUUUUUGAUAAAGAGUUAGGGAACAGCCAAGCAACAGAACAUUAUAAUAAACAGUAUUUCAGCUCAGAGACUACGUCUGCUGUCCUUUAAGUAUUUUUAUACAAGAUCCUGUUGUGCACGGCGGCCAUUUUAACAUUCAUUUUGUCAGCUUCACCAGCCACUAAAAUUAAGCACUAAUAUGUUUUUAGGUAGUUGUUUGAGUUACCUGCUAGUCACACGUUUUUAGAAAUCAGAAUGUUUCAUUUUAAUAGCAGCUACUGAGAGCAGUAGUGCCUCCUUUAAUAUUACAAGUCACUGUUUCUGACUAGUGUUUUUCGUAUAUAAUAAUAAUACACAGUAUUUAGUUUUUAUUGGUAGAAAUGGGCCAGAAUUCUAAUCAAGUGAUGCACUUUAGAUAGUAACCUUUCAGUACACUAUGAUGGCUUUUUUAAUACAGUAUAACAGCAAUAACUUUUUAAUAGGCUGUUCUUUUGUAUUUAAAGCAACUUUCACUGUUAAAAGUAGGUAAUAUUUAAUAGUCAAAUAUUAUUAUUAUUCAUGCAUAGCCUCCUGAGACCCAAACAUUUGUUUAGUAUGCAUUUUUAAUU
Epinephelus lanceolatus (giant grouper) is the source of this 3515-nucleotide messenger RNA. RefSeq names its product sortilin-like. The record is from RefSeq and is a predicted model, not a curated record. Gene Ontology annotation, biological process: vesicle organization; endocytosis; Golgi to endosome transport. Gene Ontology annotation, molecular function: protein binding. Lineage: Eukaryota; Metazoa; Chordata; Actinopteri; Perciformes; Serranidae. Gene Ontology annotation, cellular component: membrane; Golgi apparatus.